Coffea eugenioides is the source of this 1636-nucleotide messenger RNA. RefSeq names its product serine acetyltransferase 2. Lineage: Eukaryota; Viridiplantae; Streptophyta; Magnoliopsida; Gentianales; Rubiaceae. Gene Ontology annotation, molecular function: L-serine O-acetyltransferase activity. Gene Ontology annotation, cellular component: cytosol; cytoplasm. The coding region runs from base 178 to 1302 and encodes 374 amino acids. The record is from RefSeq and is a predicted model, not a curated record. The transcript is spliced from 10 exons.
UUUCAUCACUUGACACAAACCAAGGCCCAAAAGACAGAUUCCAAAUAGAAUUAUAUAAAUGUCCCUCUCAAUUCUGCAGUAGCAAAACUCAAGUGCCCAGUAUUUUAAUUACUGACUCUCUUGAAUUUUCUUCAACAUUUUUUCUGAUGAUAUAAAACAAUAAGGGAGAAUGAAAUAAUGGGUUGUGUAAGUGAGGAAAGGUGGCUUUAUUCGGCCCAAAUGAUAUCUACCCACACGGUUUUGGAAGAGGAAGAGACGACGAAGGAGGCGGUCAAGGUGGAGGAUUUUGGUGGGUCGAAGUCCAAGAAGCAGCAGCCAGGUGAGUUGAGGUUGGAGAGAGUAUUUCCUGUUUAUGCUGUUGGUGUUGUUUCGGAGCCUGACCCGAAUUUAGUGGCCUCGGUUGCCAAGUCGGGUUGUAAACCUGGUGACCCUAUUUGGGAUGCUGUCGGAGAAGAAGCUAAGUUGGAGGCAGAAAAGGAGCCAAUUUUAAGCAGCUUCUUGUAUGCAAGCAUAUUGUCACAUCACUGUUUAGAGCAAGCAUUGGCAUUUGUCCUUGCCAAUCGUCUGCAGAAUCCCACACUUUUGGCGACACAAUUACUAGAUAUUUUCUCUGAUGUAAUAAUGCAUGAUCGAGGCAUUCAACGUUCAAUUCGCCAUGAUAUACAGGCAUUUAAAGAUCGGGAUCCUUCUUGUUUGUCAUAUUGCUCUGCUCUGCUAUACCUGAAGGGAUACCAUUCUUUACAAACACAUCGAGUUGCACAUGCAUUAUGGAACCAAGGACGCAAAGUCUUGGCAUCAGCUUUACAAAGUCGUGUCAGUGAGGUUUUUGGAGUUGACAUACACCCAGCUGCAAAAAUUGGAGAAGGAAUUCUCUUGGACCAUGCUACUGGUAUAGUGAUUGGUGAGACAGCUGUUGUUGGGGAUAGAGUUUCGCUAAUGCAGGGCGUAACCUUGGGAGGAACUGGAAAAGAAAUUGGUGAUCGGCAUCCAAAAGUUGGUCAAGGUGCACUUAUAGGAGCUAGUGCAACUAUAUUGGGGAACAUAAGAAUAGGUGAAGGUGCAAUGAUAGCUGCUGGUGCCCUGGUACUAAAAGAUGUCCCUCCUCACAGCAUGGUGGCCGGAAUUCCAGCAAAGGUGAUUGGUUAUGUGGAUGAGCAAGAUCCCUCUCUAACAAUGAAGCAUGAUGCCAGUAGAGAAUUUUUUGAAUACAUAGCUGCUCGUUCCAGUGGAGGCAGAUCUUCUGAAAUGAUUGGCCCUCAAGAAAAUGGAGGUACAUCCAGAGAUGCACAAGUAGAGACCUAAGUGUUGUUGAAUGCAUUUCCCCAUUUACUUCAACAACUGGGGUGGAGACGUUUUUGUGUUUUCACCCUGUCAAUUUCAAUGUUAUAGGAAAAUAAAAGUUAGUCAGAGAUUGGAUAGACCACUCAAUCAUGUAAAUGCCUGUGAUUCCCACCCAGAGGAGAUCUAAAAUCGCUUGACGUGACUGAUGGAUUAGUUUGACGAAUCCUUUUUUUUUUUUUUUGUUCAUUUCUGAUAUUCAUUGUAAUUCUUCUCAUGUAUGAUGAUGAAAAUGCUUCACAAAAUGCGUCUCUUCCGAAUGACUAUCAAUUGCAGUUGAGGGAAUUUGAGUCGAACA